AUGUCAGACGUGCAGCUGUGCGAUGAGGUCACGAAUGCGAAGCGUCCGGGGGAGCUACUGGCAGACAGGAUGGACUCCCUGCACUGCGCGCCUUUUGACAGCCGCAGGCAGGACUCCCCGAGCAUGAUGCCAGCUUCCAAGCGCCAACGCCAGGAGCUUAGCUCUCGAACUCUCGAGUCUUGGCUCCGAACUGCCAGAGACAUCGGUUUUUUAGGUUAG
Messenger RNA from Symbiodinium sp. CCMP2592, 219 nucleotides. The record is from the annotation of a GenBank genome assembly. NCBI's taxonomy places the organism in Eukaryota, Dinophyceae, Suessiales, Symbiodiniaceae.